ACAAAAAAACUUGUCCUUUUAUUGCAUCAACACCAUGACCGUCCUAUAAAGAUUUUUUUUUUUAGUACAUGUCAGACAAAGUGGAGGAUCCUGAUGAUCAGAAAGAUAUAAAAAGAUGCAUUCAUCGCCUGAACAUUCACAAGAUUCUGAGCGUAUACGGUGAAUCUGAUCCUCUGAGCUGGACGUCUGAAGCGAUGAUCACUAACAUGAUUGUGUUGCUGUGUUUGUCUGCUCUGUUUCCCGUCUUAAUGUGCGGUGAAGAGGUCAAAUCAGAUUUUCUUUAUGUCAAAGACUGCUCUGAUAUUUAUGCGAGUGGAUAUAGCACCACUGGUGUGUACACCAUCACCACAGCAGAUGGACCGGUGCAGGUCUACUGUGAUGUGGAGGCUGUCGAAAAAAUUGAAACGGGACACUGGCUGGUGUUUCUCAGGCGAAUGGACGGCGAGGUGAAUUUCUUUAGGCGAUGGGAGAGUUAUAAGACGGGUUUCGGUAAUAAAACAGGCGAACACUGGCUAGGUUUAGAGCUUCUUCAUCAGCUGACGCGUAAGGAUCAGUAUAAACUCAGAGUAGAUUUGGAGGACUUUGAUGGGAAUAAGGCUUAUGCUGUGUACAAGUCUUUCUCUGUGGGCUCCGAGGCUGAUGGAUACAAACUGCAAGUGAGCGGCUUCGUCAACGGAGGAGCAGGUGACUCUUUAUAUUAUCACAAUGGGAUGAAGUUCUCCACCUAUGACAACGACCAAGAUAAUUCAGGGAGCAAUUGUGCUAUGAUAUAUUUUGGAGGAGGGUUUUGGUACAACAAAUGUUAUUACACAAACCCCACUGGGCACUAUUUGUGGGAGAAUGAUGGGACAUUAAUGGACACUGGAGCCACCUGGUACUAUUGGAAGAACAGCUGGGAUCCUCUGAAGUCCAUCACCAUGAAGAUCAAACGUGUGAAGUAGAGCCGGGCUUACAAACGCUUCACUGCAGCUUUUUGUGCACAUCCACAGCUUCAUGCAUAUAU
This is a messenger RNA of Carassius auratus (goldfish), 1003 nucleotides long. Its product is annotated as microfibril-associated glycoprotein 4-like. Gene Ontology annotation, biological process: elastic fiber assembly. NCBI's taxonomy places the organism in Eukaryota, Metazoa, Chordata, Actinopteri, Cypriniformes, Cyprinidae. The record is from RefSeq and is a predicted model, not a curated record. The transcript is spliced from 6 exons. Bases 69 to 941 code for a protein of 290 amino acids.